Penicillium angulare is the source of this 927-nucleotide messenger RNA. Its product is annotated as DUF3431 domain-containing protein. NCBI's taxonomy places the organism in Eukaryota, Fungi, Ascomycota, Eurotiomycetes, Eurotiales, Aspergillaceae. The transcript is spliced from 2 exons. Bases 1 to 927 code for a protein of 308 amino acids. The record is from RefSeq and is a predicted model, not a curated record.
AUGAAGAGUGGUAUGCGCAUCAUAUUAUGCGUAGGAUGUAUCCUAUUUCUCGCCCUCUAUUUACUAGAGGCUCAUCUCCAAGAUCUCUCUAAUCAGUAUCGUGCUGGCGCAUACUUAUGGGACUGGUUAGAUGACAGAAUCCCAGGAUCAUCCUCAGAAAGACAGCCGCCAUAUAUCGGCGAACCUGGUGACAAGGUUGUUGUAAUGGCAAGGCUGGAGGAAGAGAAUACCCAUUGGGUGGAAGAAGAACUCCCGGACUGGCAAAGAGCCAUUUACAUUGUCAACCCAUCAUACGAAUCAACCAUGGAUACACACGUUCUCAAAACGCCCCUCAACAAAGGCCACGAAGCAAUGGCAUACCUCACCUACGUAAUAGAUCACUACAACACACUACCAUCAACAAUAGCUUUCCUACACGCACAUCGAUCCGGCUUCCUCAUGGCUUGGCACGUCGAUGCUCCCCUCCACGACAACGUAAACGCCAUGCAAACCCUCCAACUACCUUUCGUCCAGGAAAAUGGGUACGUCAAUCUUCGCUGUAACUGGAACCCCGGCUGCAAGAGCGAUCAACGGAUCAACACACAUGUCACAGAUGAGAUCUGGUGGGAUAUAUUCCAGGGCACUAGUACCCCACCGCUGAAUACAUCAUCACAAUAUGAGGUUCAAGAGGUGGGAAAGCGAUUCUUGCAGAAGCCGAUGCAGGUUGCAGCGGCUUGCUGUGCGCAAUUUGCGGUGUCGAAGGAUCAGGUGCACAGAAGACCGAGAGACGAUUAUGUGAAGAUUAGGCAGUGGCUUAUUGAUACCCAAUUAACGGAUAGGAAAUCCGGUCGUGUGUUUGAGUUCUUGUGGCAUGUUAUUUUUGGUAUGGAAUCUGUUUACUGUCCUGAUGAAGAGCUUUGUUAUUGUCAGGUUUAUGGACAGUGUUGA